AUGAAUGUUUCUAUUCAAGAUUCAUAUAACCUGAUAUGGAAACUGGGGGCAGUUAUUACAAAUGGCGCGGACCCUUCUAUCUUAGAAACAUAUGAUAGUGAACGGCGUCCGGUUGCCAAGCAACUUAUGGAUCUUGAUGAAAGUCUGGUGCAAGCAUAUGAGAAAGAGGAAAACGAUACCUCAAGCGGAAUUUACGAAGUCCGCGAGAAGUAUGCUGGUUUCAUGGCCGGGGUCGACGUGACGUAUAGUCAUAGCACCUUGAUCACCAAAGGGAAAGAAAACGAUAAUUCAAAUCUUGCAAGGAAUAUGAAGCCGGGCAUGCGUUUACCGUCUUUCCUCGUCGUUCAAAUUUGCGAUGGAGUGCCUUUGCAUCUGGCCCAGAAGCUUGCGAGUGACGGAUCGUGGAGAGUUCUAGUGUUUCCGGGUGAUCUAAGCCAGCCAGCGAGGAUGAAAGCUUUGGCCAAUUUUGCGGACUAUUUCAGCAAACACUCUUACCUCAGCCACUUACAACGCAUACAAAGUUCGGAAUUGCGCUGCCCUAUCGUGGAAUUGCUUCUCAUACAGUCAUGCCCUAGGAGCGCCGUCAAUCUGCUUGAUUUUCCAGAACUGUUCCACCCGUUUGAUGAUAUAAUGGGCUGGGAUUACUGGAAAACGUUUGCUGAUGAUAGGGACCAAGCUUACAACGGAUACGGCAUUGAUAAGGAGGGCACAGGAUGUCUUGUACUGUGUCGGCCGGAUCAGCACAUCGCAUGGAUAGGCAGUAUGGAAGACACGGCUGGUUUGGAUCAAUACUUCUCAACCUUGUUUGAGCCGUCGGGGAAGAGAAAGCGAUAA
This is a messenger RNA of Penicillium lagena, 834 nucleotides long. Its product is annotated as putative FAD monooxygenase. Gene Ontology annotation, molecular function: FAD binding. The coding region runs from base 1 to 834 and encodes 277 amino acids. The transcript has a single exon. NCBI's taxonomy places the organism in Eukaryota, Fungi, Ascomycota, Eurotiomycetes, Eurotiales, Aspergillaceae. The record is from RefSeq and is a predicted model, not a curated record.